UGCUUAAUCCCUUUCUGUCAGCCAACCAGGCUUGUCCUCAUGCCAGCGCACAGUCUACAGUGUGUCACAUAUCUUCACAGGGAGAAGGUACGAGGCUGAGAGACGUCUUUGAAUAAACGGUGCGUUCAUGGAGUGACUCAUGAAGGGAGCUACAACACCGGGAUAAACCUUUUGUCCUUUACAGAGCACAGCUUGGACGACCUGAGCGACGGAGAUGCGAGCUGUGCAGACAUGCUGAAAGCAGAUCUUUGUCUCCUUCCAAACACCGCCAACAUGGACACAUUCACUCACCAGCGGAGGCUGAUAACUCGCUCCUGCAGUCUGGAGGACAAACUGACGAGGAGCGCCACUUUCCACGCUUUGACCCAAACUAACAACCGCAAGGAGGAGGACGGCUUGCAACGUGAACGACGCAUAACCGUUGCAUCAUAUAUGCCUCAGUCUACGGAUCAGAAUGGAAACUUCCCCGAGAAGGAAACCAACAAGAGAGAAUCCAAACGACUCCGUGAGAUGAACCCAGAGGAAGUCUGUCAGUGGUUCACGAGCAUCGGGCUGCAGAAAUGUCUCCCUUUCAUCAAAGAAGCCAAACUGUGCGGAGCAGACGUUGCGUCAGUGGAUUUGGACACUCUGGACGUCCUCCACAUCAACACGCUGCAGGAGAGAGAGCUGCUGCUGUCGGCCAUUUACAACGAGCUGCACCCUCCUAACACCGUCAGCCAGAGACUGGACUCUCUGCUGGAGUCUCUGGGCCCUGAGAAUGUCGAGGCAUUCACUGCAACGUUAGUGUCGAUGAGCAAGUCCAAGUCCUCUCCUCACGUGAGCUGCCUCAGCAUGAAUCGGCGUUCCCUCAAGCUCAGGAACAACAGCCAGAAUAUCUCUGCACAGAGGAACUCCCAGCUAAUAGAGAUCACCAUCAACGCAUCAGAGCGAAUCGUUCAUCUCAGAACCCCGAAGGAAACAACAGUUGGAAAAAUCAUGGACUCAUGUAUGAAGAUGUUGGGAAUGACGGAAGACAAGAGCCUCUUCAUACUGAAGGAAAAAGAAGAUUCAGCAGAGGACCUUCUGUUGGAGCAGCAGAUUGGGAGUCUGCUGACAUCGACUUCUGAUAACAGACAGCUGGAGCUCCACAUGUGCAAAAAGAUCUGGAUCUGA
Molecule: messenger RNA, 1152 nt
Organism: Notolabrus celidotus (New Zealand spotty)
Lineage: Eukaryota; Metazoa; Chordata; Actinopteri; Labriformes; Labridae
Exons: 12
Coding region: 232-1152 (306 amino acids)
Molecular function (GO): protein binding
Source: RefSeq, a predicted model, not a curated record